AACUUAUCAUUCAGUAGUUCACAUAAGAAACUGUUUUACUGUCGUUAAGACAAAGGUUGGAUAAACAAUUCGAGUGGAGUAAAUCUCACAACUUUUCACGUAAGAACGAGAGACUGAGCCACUAUACCAAAUUGCAUCGGGCAAAAAACAUCUAUCAACUUUAGAAGCAAAUCCCUUGUCCUCUUCUCCUUUGGGCUCUAAACGAGAGGGUAGUUUGGAACGCCAUGAGGCCCAAAGAGCGGACCGACUGUGGAUCCAACAAGGGCACCCCAAAAGUUCCCCUCAUAGAAGAACAGAGCCAGAGAGAGAAUCAAAUUCAACUUUUUCUAGGGUUUCUGGAACUGCGAAGCCAUGUCGUCGACGACCACCAACAAAGCGGGAACGGCGUCAGCCCAGCAGAGCAACGCGAAGCCAGGGCUCCGAAAGCCCGUGUUCGUCAAGGUGAGCGAUCUCAAGCCCGGAACGAGCGGCCACACUCUCGUCGUCAAGGUCAUCAACGCCACCACGGUGUUGCAGAAGGGCCGAUCGGUGUCGCAGCAUCUCCGCCAGAGCCGAAUCUCCGAGUGCCUCAUUGGGGAUGAGACCGGGACCAUUCUCUUCACUGCUAGAAAUGAGCAAGUUGAUUUGAUGAAGCCUGACUCCACUGUUAUUAUCCGCAAUGCUAAGAUCGACAUGUUUAAGGGAUCCAUGAGGCUAGCAGUUGACAAAUGGGGCCGUAUUGAGGUGACUGAGCCUGCAAAGUUUGUAGUAAAGGAUAACAACAAUCUCUCUUUAGUUGAAUAUGAGCUGGUUAGUGUUGUGGAGGAAUGAAUAGGGUCUCUUUGCUGCUAGUAUAUUUCGAGAGAAGAAUCAAAAUUCCUAAUGCUGUAACUGCUGCUUGGUUAUGUUCUAUUGGCGAUAUGCUUAGUUUGACUUUGGGAUUGGUUGGAAGAUGUUUAUGAGAAAAGACUUGGUGAUUUUUAAUAUAAUUAUAAUGUAGGGUUUGGUUGGAUGUGGGCAGGAACAGCUUGUGUCUUACUUAAGGUGAAAAUGUAACUUGAUUUUCAUCACUAAGAAAGUGCUUCACUUCUUUCUUCUC
Molecule: messenger RNA, 1078 nt
Organism: Fragaria vesca subsp. vesca
Lineage: Eukaryota; Viridiplantae; Streptophyta; Magnoliopsida; Rosales; Rosaceae
Exons: 2
Coding region: 352-810 (152 amino acids)
Source: RefSeq, a predicted model, not a curated record